Molecule: messenger RNA, 1854 nt
Organism: Pimephales promelas (fathead minnow)
Lineage: Eukaryota; Metazoa; Chordata; Actinopteri; Cypriniformes; Leuciscidae
Gene: lmo4la
Product: LIM domain only 4-like a
Source: RefSeq, a predicted model, not a curated record
UUCGUUCAUGAGUGUUUUUAGCGUAAACUGUCGACAGAAAUAAGACUUUGCACCUCAUAUGAGGGAAAGCGAGUUUUAAUAAAUACUAGUUUUAAGAAAGCGCCACGUGCAGGAUCAUGUGCAAUAGGUCAGCACUAACAUGAAUGUGACGGUUGUGGCGGAGCGCUUCUAACCACAGGGACGAUUUUGAAGUUUGUUGGAACACGCGACGCUCGGAUUAUCAAAAGCGCAUUUUCUUCAACGAUUUUUGGGUGGACGAAAGCAAAACACAAGGACAGUCACUCCCACUGCUUCACCGCGCAAUAACUUUGAGAGAUAGUCCACCACCUUUGACUUCUUUCCAGACUACGUACACAUACGGCAGGCGAUGGUGAACAGCCGUGUGGAAUCCGCCGCCGUCGCGGUAACCGGAGGUAGUGGGGCGGUGCGCUCCUGUGCAGGCUGCGGAGGUCGGAUCUCGGAUCGCUUUCUGCUCUUCUCCAUGGAACGGUACUGGCACACACGCUGCCUUAAGUGCUCCUGCUGCCAGGCUCAACUGGGAGAGAUCGGCAGCACCUGCUUCAGCAAAGGAGGAAUGAUCCUCUGCAGGAAUGAUUACAUCAGGUUGUUUGGUCACAGUGGAGCUUGCAGUGCAUGUGGACAGUCUAUCCCUGCCAGUGAGAUGGUGAUGAGGGCCCAGGGUAACGUCUACCAUCUAAAGUGUUUCACUUGUGCCACAUGUCGAAAUCGCUUGGUGCCUGGUGACCGAUUUCACUACGUCAACGGCACCAUCUUUUGUGAGCAUGACCGGCCAGGUGGAGCUUUGCUCAGUAGUCACCUGACACCCCUGCAGAGCAACACCCUCCUAUCCGAUCAAAAGGUUUGCUGAAGGAAACAUGGAUGUAUCAUUUGCGGUGUGCCUUUUCUUCAUAUUUUUCCUCAACUCUUCCCUCCAAUCAAUCAUUGUGAAUGUCCAUGCCACUUUUGUGCAUUCAGCCACCUUAGAAGAAUUCAGAACCACGCAAGUACUGCGAGUCACUUGCAAGACAAUCACCCCAUCGUGGGAAACCUAAUCAAGUCGAAGAAAGACAAAAGCUAAAAAGGAUCAUGUGCACUCAUAUGUGGUCUGUCUGGUUAUGGCUGGGAUAGUCUGACCCUGAAAGCCGUAGACUCCAUGAAAGAGCAGCUCUAUAUUGCUGGGGUGAUGCUCAACAUGAUUUUGUUCCCUUUUGAGAAGUCUCUCAAGGAAUGUCGUGGCAUUUUGGACUGUAGGGUUCUAUGGAUGACGAUUGAUAUCACUUCUUGUCAAUAAAACGACAUCCGUAUAUAAAAAGACUGUUAAAAAUGACCAUUUUGUUGCAGUGGUGGUUGCCUUUUGUUUACAAGCCAAGUUUUAUCUUUUAUCUUUUUUUUUUUUUUGAAAAUGUUCUGUCGUCUUUGGUGCCUAAAACAUUUUUAUGUCCAGUUUUCCCUCCUAUUAGCAAGUUAUCAUAUACAUGCACAGUACAGAUGUGUGAACAUGUAUUGUUACAACUACUCAAGUUUGACGUAUGAGGCGCUCUUUUUGAAAGGGUCAUAGUCUCCAGAUGAAACGGCAUGUUUCCCCCCCCCCCCCCCAAUGGUUUGGUAGAAUAAAUUCUAUGUCUGUAUCAUAUUCUCUAAGAGAGACUGUUAUUCAUUGUCUGCCAAGACAUUUGUUGUGAGUGUGAGGGAGAUUUGAGAGUAAAAUUGUAUAUAUUUCAUGUGCUGUUGUAUCGUGUUCAAUGGUUGACCUGUUUCCUUGUGUCCUCUGUUUAAAUAGAGGAACCAUUAAAAAAAAUAAGAUAUCUGUAAAAAAAAAGAAGUACUUAAUUAAAUAACUAUAACCAUCAAAAA